This is a messenger RNA of Ostertagia ostertagi, 891 nucleotides long. Lineage: Eukaryota; Metazoa; Nematoda; Chromadorea; Rhabditida; Trichostrongylidae. The record is from the annotation of a GenBank genome assembly.
AUGAAUACUGCUGAUAACAAGGAAGAACAGUGUCAGAACAGCCUCAAUAAGAUUUAUUCCGAGUUGCUUCACCUCAUAUUUGUUCUUACGAGAAGCAGUACUUUUGAUACCAAGACAUUCAGAAUAACGAACAACGUCAAACGUGAUAAGAUCGCUUCUUUGUACAGGAUGAGCUCAUCCAAUCCUUCGUCCACUACGAUAUUGUCGACGGAUCCGAAAGAGUCGACGUCAAGCGCGACUGAAGGCUCACCUAAUGACCAGCGUCUUAUAUGUGGCAUCUGCAGCAGUGUAAUUUUGCUAGCAGGAGUUGGCCGUUGGACUAAUAGGGAAGAAAUACUGCCAUUAUGUCGACAGCAAAAAGACGUAGACACCCAGAAGGAAGCUGUCUCUGGAUUCUGGAUGGUACGUGACAUGUACGACUUCGAGAAUGUUGGCUUCACGAAUUCUGUUGAUGGUAUGAAGUACUUGACUUGUGCCGACUGUGAAUAUGGUCCCAUUGGGUUUUUGGAACCUGAAGCCAAGCUACACUAUGUUAGUUCUGCUAGGGUCUCUUACGCAGGUUACCUUAAACCUUCGCUAGGAAUGGCCGAGAAAAAAGAAGUACCGCAGAUGCUUUCUAGCACGGUGGAGGAACCUCUUGAUCUGAUUAAACUCAGUCUUGACGAGAGAGUCUAUGUGAAGAUGCGUAACGAUAGAGAGAUUCGCGGUCGACUUCAUGCCUACGAUCAACACCUCAACAUGAUUUUAUCGAACGUUGAAGAGACGGUUACAACCUCAGAAGUGGAUGAAGAAUCGUUUGAAGAGAUAUAUCGACAAACAAAAAGAACCAUUCCAAUGUUGUACGUCCGCGGUGACUCUGUUAUUCUUGUUUCGCCACCUAUUCGUGCGUCU